GCUGGGUCUACCACAGUGGCGAAUGGACGUUGUGCAGAGCCGUGAAUGCGCAACAGCAGGCGCGCUCCCCGACCGUCGGUAUAAAACUGAGGCGCCAGGAUCUCGCAAAGCUCUACGCGAGGCAGGCCGUAGGCGCGUACCAUUUUCAAGCUCUUCCAAUAAAGUGCCAAUCUAGGAGUAAACAUGUACAGAACUACAAGGUCCCCAAUGAUGCAGCCCCUGGUCAACUCUGGAAUGGGCAUGGCUCCUUUCUUCAAGGUGACUGUGUUCGAGCAGGAGCAUUUCCAGGGCAAGUGUCUGGAGUUCACCUCUGAGUGCUGCAACAUCCAGGAUUGUGGACUGGACAACAUCCGCUCCAUCAGGGUGGAAAGUGGAGCCUGGGUGGGUUUUGAGCACCACGACUUCCAGGGCCAGCAGUUCAUCCUGGAGAGAGGAGAGUACCCCCACUGGGACGCUUACAGCGGCUCCCUCUCCUACCACGUGGAGCGCUUGAUGUCGCUGCGCCCCAUCUUCUGCGCUUCCCACCAGAGCAGUCGCAUGCUCAUCUUUGAGAAGGAGAACUUCAUGGGCCGCAGUGUGGAGAUCUGUGAUGACUACCCCUCUCUGCAGGCCAUGGGCUGGAUGAUGCCUGAGGUUGGCUCCAUGCACGUGCAGUGUGGCGCCUUUGUUUGCUACCAGCACCCUGGAUACAGGGGCCAGCAGUACAUCAUGGAGUGUGAGAGGCACAGCGGAGACUACCAGCACUGGAAGAACUGGGGCUCCCACUGUCAGACCCCCCAGAUCCAGUCCAUCAGGCGUAUCCAGCACUGAGAGGCAGACCGGCUGAGACUGAUACAGCAGCUCCCCUCAACCCCUCUACCCUUCCACUUUCUUUCUUCCCCUCUUCAAUCCUUUCCUUCCUCUUGACUUGAGACGCAACAGCCGCCCCCAACUCCACUACUGAUUUACAAAUGCUGCCAGAGUGUGAUAAGAGACAAGAUCGCACUGUUAAAGCACAGGGAAACACAUGCUCCACAUACACACAAGAUGACACUCAGUGUCUUUUUACUUGGUUUAGAGGUUCCUACGCACUCACACACAAACACACACCUGCGCUGUACUCCUCACCUGAGCUGGGCGAUGAGUAGAGUGAAUCCUCAGUGAGCUUGAACCAAACAGAGGGGAGCUGAAGCUCCAACAUGGCGACAUGAUGAGAGAAAGCCUCCCCAGCAGCACCCAGUCUCCUCAGUGCAGUCGCCUGCGCUGGGGUGCAGCUCAGAUGUGUUGUAUUGUUGUGUGCAGGAGGUUGAUCCACAGGUUGAUUACUAAUAAACUCAUUUUCACUUCA
Messenger RNA from Eleginops maclovinus (Patagonian blennie), 1327 nucleotides. RefSeq names its product crystallin, beta A1, like 1 (gene cryba1l1). The coding region runs from base 184 to 810 and encodes 208 amino acids. NCBI's taxonomy places the organism in Eukaryota, Metazoa, Chordata, Actinopteri, Perciformes, Eleginopidae. The transcript is spliced from 6 exons. Gene Ontology annotation, biological process: visual perception; lens development in camera-type eye. Gene Ontology annotation, molecular function: structural constituent of eye lens. The record is from RefSeq and is a predicted model, not a curated record.